Molecule: messenger RNA, 1819 nt
Organism: Paramormyrops kingsleyae
Lineage: Eukaryota; Metazoa; Chordata; Actinopteri; Osteoglossiformes; Mormyridae
Source: RefSeq, a predicted model, not a curated record
GUCUAAAGGCGCUCUUCUGCUUCGUCUUCUGCUUCGUACAAAUAAGGGAGACUGGGAAAUGGAUGGACGUUUAUCACCUGCAAUCGCUGAACGUAAACGCUAGUCGGCGUUAGACGCCCGUCUCUCUUAAAACUACCCUUCCCAUGAAGCUUGUCAUAUGACAAAAUAUCACAUGAUAAGCUUGUGGUUGUUUCUAAACUCAGCAGAAUGGAAAGAUUAGUGUAUUCUAGUGUCUGAGUUAUAGCUUGCGGAAGACUGAACAUCUGAGCGAGUUCGUUUCCAAGGUGUGUUUACUUGUAAUAUGCAAACGGGAUUUACAGCAUUCCACAGAUGGCUUCCCUCAUAAACAGGAAACUUACAGGGCUGGUGGCUGCUACUUUCACCCCGCUUACUGCCCAAGGUGAGCCCAACCUGCCUGUGAUCGGUCCCUACGUCGACUACCUGGUCGAGAAACAAGGUGUCCUGAAUGUGUUUGUGAAUGGGACAACAGGGGAGGGGGUGUCUCUGUGCACUGAAGAGAGAAAGAGACUGACAGAAGAGUGGUGUAGGAGGGGCAAGGGCAAACUGAAUCAGGUGAUCGUACAUGUGGGCUGUUACAGUCUCAAGGACUCUCAAGAACUGGCUCGCCAUGCAGCCGAAGCAGGGGCUGAUGGGAUAGCUGUCAUCGCUCCCUCAUUCUUCAAAUCUGCUACUGCAGAUGGCAUUCGCCGGUUCCUCCAGGAGAUUGCUGCUGAGGCGCCAACUCUGCCGUUUUACUACUAUCACAUUCCUGCCGUGACGGGGCUCAGCUUGCGAGCCAGGGAUGUGCUGGAAGGGAUCGAUGCGCUUAUUCCCACCUUCAGAGGGCUGAAGUUCAGCGGCAGUGACCUGAUGGAUUUUGGCCAGUGUGUGUCUUAUGCAAAACCACACUGGUCGCUGCUUUAUGGCGUGGAUGAGCAGCUGCUGGCGGCGUUAUCCAUGGGCGCCGAUGGCGCGGUGGGGAGCACCUUUAAUUACCUUGGGCCCCUGGUGAGCGGCUUGCUGACGGCCUACGGCAAAGGGGACGUCAGCCAGGCCAGGACUCUGCAGUUGCAGAUGCAGGAGUUUCUGUGCCCCGCCGUGAAGCAGGGUUUUGACGUGGCCAUGAACAAGCAGUUGAUGAGCACGCUCUCCGGACUGCCUCUCGGCCCCCCCCGCCUCCCCUUGCUGCCCUGCCCCGCUCAGCUCACCCUCUCCGUUGCGGAGCGAAUCCAGCAGGUCUCCAGGGAGCAUCGCAGCUAACAGCGGAGGUGGGAUGCAGCAAGUGGAGAAUAUCCCAAAAUUGGGAAGCACUGCGUGCCCCCUCUUUCAGCUGCACUCAAACGUUCCAAGCGGCGUUGUGACAUCGCCCCCCUUGCCAAGGCAUUAACACAUGAUCAAAUCCUGCUGUGUCUUUGUAUCUGUUUACAAAAGGAACAAGGGAAUUUUUAACAAGAUUUUUUUACAAGCGAACAUACUUUAUAUAAUCUCUAUCAGUUUAGUGGUGUCUCCAUGUUCAUUUUCAUUCAUAGCAAGUCAAGCUCAGAGCUGAGAUAUACGAGUUCUCAGUUACCAGGCCGUUUCUGAAACAUUUCAGCUGCUACACACACGGACACUUGAUGUCACCUCAUUGUCACUUUUUGAUGUCUUCUGUGAGCCUAAUUCACUGUCUUUCUUGAUGUUACUUUUCAUCUUUGAGUACUAUCCUAAUCAUUUCACCUUAAUCCUUGAAUUUUGUUUUAUUCAUUAUCACAUAUGUACUGUAAUAUCUAAGAGCUGCUGAACAACUAACGGAUACAAUAAAACAUACAGUCACUAAAUA